Melampsora larici-populina 98AG31 is the source of this 1527-nucleotide messenger RNA. RefSeq lists its product as uncharacterized. The record is from RefSeq and is a predicted model, not a curated record. The coding region runs from base 1 to 1527 and encodes 508 amino acids. The transcript has 3 exons. NCBI's taxonomy places the organism in Eukaryota, Fungi, Basidiomycota, Pucciniomycetes, Pucciniales, Melampsoraceae.
AUGAAUUUAUCUUCGAACUGCAUCUCACACCAAAGCAUUCGCAUCUUUGAAAAACUUGGAGAGAGUCUUUUAGGACUUAUCAUUUCCCAUCGCGACCGGUACCCAACUCAUCCACUGAUGCCCUGGAAGCAUGGAACUGAAUGCUGCGAGCACAUUUUUGGAUGGAUGCGGGUGAUUUCACCUACUUUCACCAUAUUGGACGCAAGGCAGAUGAUGCCAAAGAUAUUUUCUGUUAUCAAGAGUGUCAUGAGCGGACACAUCUCAAUACCUAAUAGUGAGAAUUUACAUGCAGGCAAUGACAAUGAAAUUCGUGACCUGCUCAAAAUCACAGAAGCUUCAGCCCAAGCACUAGCGACUUUUGCUGGAAUUGGCAAUGGUUUGUCUCAGCCACUCCAAGAAUCUGUGUCCGAACAGGCCCUUGGAGAACAUGAAGAUGCUUCUGUGUCAAUACACAAGCGCUCGAAAUUGGACUAUCCUUUCGACCCAUCAAAAAUGAGUGCUGAGCAGGCAUUGGAAACUGCUGCCAGACUGACGAGCAAACAUCAGGAAGCUGAUGUGGUGAUGUCUCAGCUAACAGAACAACUGGAAGAUCUAGUACUCGAAGCACCUAUCAAUAUUCUUACUGAACAGGCGGAUCCCAAUCAGCUACAAGAUCCGAAUUCGAACUGUUCAAGUUUCUUCAAACCUUUGGUGACACCGGAAGGAGAUUUGGAUACAACUCACAUGGCAUCUGAAAGACACGCUCAUGACAGUCAAGUUGAAAAUCACCACGGGCCAGAGCGACCACGUGUUGUAUCAAAAGAUUUGCCUGAUCCUCAAUACGACCCAGACACCGGCCAUCAGUUACUUUCACCAAGCCAAUAUAGCAAAGCAGUUUCAUUUUACUGGCGAUCAGAGGACAAUCCAGAAUACAGUGAAGCCCGUCAACACCGCUGGAAAACUCUCGGCAAACGCAAGCCUACCAACUUAGACACUGUAGUAAACGUAGACGAUCUCGACACACAAUUUGAAUGUGUAGAGGGACUAGGCCAAAUCGAGGUAGAACCGCAAGAUCAACAGCUUGGAGCCGGUGCGAUCACAGCCGAAACACCAAUCACAAACAACAAAUGGGUUGUAGUGAUUAAGCAAGGCUACUUCUAUCUAGGUCGUGUUCUUGCCAUCUUCGAACAUCACUCAGGCAAGCACGCCUGGGUUCCUGAGUCUUCAUCGCGCACCAAGCUCUCCUACGUCUCAUUGGAGAUUUACCGAUAUAGCCCUGGUCAAACAACAAUUCACGCUGCUCAUCAGCCAGACUUACCAAAUGAAUGGACUUUCAGUCAUCUGGCUGCAAAGUUCAUUGUCUACCUCUACAGUCCAAAAGGUGAUGACUCAGAUUUUAUCUACAUCGAACCUGGUCUCUAUCAAGUCCCCAAUGUUCUUGUUAACUUUAUAUCGACUUGUUCUGCGUGGCAGAGUCUCUUCCUGCCCAAAAAACCUAAAAAGUUGUAUCAGAAACGAGCGAAGAAAGCUGCAGGAAAUUCCUUGUGA